UGAAUUUUUUUUUCCCUUAAUAACCAUUUUACCAGCGUUUCAACUACGAAAAAAAGCCACCUAAUCCAAUAAAGAGAAUUGUCUUUUGCUUGUAGACGAUAACUUAACCAAAAAAUAUAAAAUAUAGACAAAGUUUGCUUUACAACCUAAUAAAGUAUAUAAGACGAACAACUUUUUUUUUUGAAAUUCGCUCUGCAUCGCCACUAUUUAUAAAGCUAAACAUAGACUCAACUUCACAUCUGUACAAAAAAAAAAAAAAAUUUUUUUCUUCACAAAUAUUUUAUUUACGGGCAGAGAUCGUUUCGUUCGGUAUACCAAGACAAGUAAAGAAAGACGGACAGCCGUCAUAUAAACCAACACGCAUUUUUUUAACUUUAAAAAGAUUCACGCAAAAUAACUCUUGUAUUAUAACACUGUAUAAAAACUUAAAAACAUUCAAAUGGCUGGAAUUCUCCCAAAUCAUCAACAGCCACACCAUCUCAAUCAUGAAAACGAUAGUUGGAAGAAAAAUUUACGGCUGCCUCCUAAAGAUCAUCGACCACAAACAGAGGAUGUCACAGCUACAAAGGGAAACGAAUUCGAAGACUAUUUUCUAAAACGCGAAUUACUGAUGGGUAUAUUUGAGGCCGGAUUUGAGAGACCAUCACCAAUUCAAGAAGAAUCCAUACCAAUCGCUCUUACUGGUCGUGACAUUCUUGCAAGAGCAAAAAAUGGUACUGGUAAAACGGCAGCUUUUGUUAUUCCAGCCUUAGAAAAAAUUAAUGUGAAAAAACCGAAAAUUCAAGCGUUGUUACUCGUCCCUACGAGAGAAUUGGCCUUGCAAACAUCGCAAGUAUGCAAAACCCUUGGAAAGCAUAUGGGAGUACAGGUUAUGGUAACGACAGGUGGUACAACGUUAAAAGACGAUAUUUUACGUUUAUCUGAAAUUGUACAUAUUGUUGUUGGAACACCUGGUCGUAUUUUGGAUUUAGCUGGAAAAGGCGUAGCCGACUUCAGCGAAUGUCCAACAUUCGUAAUGGAUGAAGCAGAUAAGUUGUUGAGUCCAGAAUUUUCUCCGAUCGUCGAACAACUUAUAACAUAUUUCCCCAAAGAUCGCCAGAUAAUGUUAUAUAGCGCUACAUUUCCCUUGAUUGUGAAAAGUUUUAAGGAUAAAUAUCUUGUAAAGCCGUAUGAAAUCAAUUUAAUGGAUGAACUCACACUUCGUGGUGUCACACAAUAUUAUGCUUUCGUUGAAGAACGGCAGAAAGUGCAUUGUCUUAAUACCUUAUUUUCUAAGCUACAAAUUAAUCAAUCUAUCAUUUUUUGUAAUUCGACUAACCGGGUUGAACUUCUUGCGAAGAAAAUAACCGAACUUGGAUAUUCAUGUUUCUACAGUCAUGCAAAAAUGUUACAGAGUCAUCGUAAUCGUGUUUUCCAUGAUUUCAGAAACGGUGUUUGUCGUAACUUAGUAUGCUCAGAUUUACUUACUCGUGGUAUUGAUAUCCAAGCGGUUAAUGUCGUGAUUAAUUUUGAUUUCCCAAAAAAUGCCGAAACGUACCUUCAUCGUAUUGGUAGAUCCGGACGGUUUGGACAUCUUGGGCUUGCCAUUAAUCUUAUCACUUAUGAUGAUCGGUUUAAUCUUUACAAGAUUGAACAAGAGCUUGGUACUGAGAUUCAACCUAUUCCGCCCGUUAUUGACAAGCGAUUGUAUGUUGCUCCAAGUGCACUGGAUGAUGCUCAAACUCAACAAAUUCAGAAUAACCAAAAUAAUCAAAAUAUUAAUAGUCAAAAUAAUCAAAAUAUUCAAAAUAUUCAAAAUAAUCGCUCUCAAAGUCAUCAAAACCAUCAAAGUCAUCAAAAUUCACGAAGUUCAGGUGGUAUGAGGAACACUAAUGCAAGAGGUGGUGGUAUGGGUGUUAAAGCUGCUUCUUGAAAAAAUCCCUUUUUGUACAAAAGGUCAUUUGAAAUAUUGUGAGUGUAAAGAUGUUUAAUUAAAAAAAUUGGAGGACUCUUUUCAUUCGCUAUUUUAUUUGUUGAAUUAUUCUUUUUUUCUUCCUUAUUAUUUUUCUGAUAAUAAAGAGGUUUUAUUUUUUUUUAUUUUAUUUUUUUUUU
Messenger RNA from Rhizophagus irregularis DAOM 181602=DAOM 197198, 2091 nucleotides. RefSeq names its product DExD/H-box ATP-dependent RNA helicase dhh1. The record is from RefSeq and is a predicted model, not a curated record. Lineage: Eukaryota; Fungi; Glomeromycota; Glomeromycetes; Glomerales; Glomeraceae. Gene Ontology annotation, cellular component: cytoplasmic stress granule; P-body. Gene Ontology annotation, molecular function: ATP binding; RNA helicase activity; mRNA binding. Gene Ontology annotation, biological process: P-body assembly; cytoplasmic stress granule assembly; negative regulation of translation.